GCCCGUAAGUGACCAAUUCUCAAACAUUUGUGAAAUUUUCAGAUCCUUUUGAAAAAAACGAGCAUUUCAAAAUGGCCAAGUUUUCAGUAUUCCGAACAAAAAUCGUCAAAAAUCAAUUUAAUACGAAAUUUAAAUUUUGAAAAAGCUGCAGGACAUUUCAUUAUACAUAUAUUUUUAAUUUGUUUAUGUAUUUUUUCCAUGUUUCCAAAACAUUUUUUUCCAAAAUAAUUAUGCAGAGCACCUGAUAAGGCCGAUGCAAAAAAAAAGUUUUUAUCCCUCGGUUCUGGCCGCGGUCGAGGAGAGGAAUGAAAAAAAUGUUUUAAAAUGCAUUUUACUCUAGUUCUGUUGUAGUUUUCAAAAAAUUUAAGAUUUGACGAAAACUAAAAACUAAGAAAAAAUAAUAAUUCCAAAAAAAUUUAAUCCAGCAAAUUGCACUUGAAUUUCCGUUGACAUUUUGAUUUUUUUUGGAAAAAUAUGUUUUACACCCUGAUUUUUUGGACCAAUUUGAGAGGUUAUUUUUUUAUAUUUGCAACAGCCUAGUCACGGAAAAGAAAAAAAUACCUCGAAAAAAUAUAUUGAGACGUUGAGAAUUCAGUUGUUAAACUGUUAUUGAUUGCAUCCAAAAAUUAGUACAGCAAUUUAAAUAUUUCCUUUUUUUAUUUCUAUCAAUUACCUAAUAAGGCCAAAUAAUUUCGUAAUCAUCCCUUUACAUAUUUAUACUUUUUCUACUUCACCCCAGCCGCCUCAGUCGCGCAACCAAAGUCAAUCAGUAAGCGCACCUAAUAACAAUACUAUCUAUCGCUUCCUCGCGAAGUUUGCGUGCCACUUAAACACCGCGAUGAUAUUUCACAUUUGACGACGACGGUCGGAAUCGAGUUGGAUACUUUUUGUUUAUCGUGGUCAUCACCUUCCGUCACAGCCUUCACCAAUAUCGCGGCUUAUCACACAACUGCCAUUAUCAGUACUAAUUUCAGUGCACGAGACACCGUUGAAUUUUGAGCUACAGGCAAAGCAGCUAAGACAGCUGAGACUUGCUUUGCUUGCAAGCUUGGAAACAGCACCGCCACUAGCGCAAAGUCAGCACAACAACAGCAAGUUUGGGCUCAAAACAUCGUGGUUCUUUAGUGCGGGGUUCGUUCGUUGCACAAGUUUUUGAAACAGUCUGGGGAAAGGCGAUGGAGCAAUUCGAGAGCGUGUUUACGGCGAAAGAAAAUGCGGAAAUCGCGAAGGAGUUUACUCGACUAAAAGACACCUGCUACCUGGACCACGCCGGCACGACCCUGUACGCAGACUCGCAAAUCCGCACCGUCGGCGACUGCCUCACGGGGAGUCUGUUCUGCAACCCGCACACCAGCCGCACCACCGAGGACCUGCUCGAUCAGGUGCGGUUCCGCGUUCUGCGGCACUUUGGCACCCGCCCGUCGGAAUAUGGGCUGGUGUUCACCCCGGGAACAACGGGCGCGCUGAAGCUGGUCGCGGAAUGUUUCGACUUUGGCGAUGAGGGGGCUUUUGUCUACACGAGGGACAAUCAUACUUCGGUGCUGGGGAUGAGGGCGGUCGUUGGUACGGAGAGGAUCGUUCCGAUUGGGAGGGAGGAUCUACGAGGUGGGCGAUCUACGGGGGAUGGGAAGCCUUCGUUGGUGGUCUUUCCAGCGCAGUGUAACUUCAAUGGGUACAAGUACCCGUUAGGGUUGGUGGAAGAUAUAGAACGCAACGGUUUAGUUGGAUUCGAUGGCGAUCGCUUCCACGUUUGUCUGGACGCUGCUAGCUUUGUUUCAACGAACGCACUAGAUUUGGCCAAGCAUCAACCGAGCUUCGUCUGCUUGUCAUUCUACAAGAUAUUCGGCUUUCCAACUGGUUUGGGAGCCCUGCUAGUGCACCGAACCGCGCAGAACCUACUGAAGAAGCGUUACUACGGUGGCGGAACGGUCAAGAUCGCGAUGGCCGGACGGAACUUCCACGUGAAGCGAGAUUCGCUCGCGGAUCAGUUCGAGGACGGAACGGUUCCGUUUACAUCGAUCAUUUCGCUGCUGCAAGGCUUUGAAACGCUUGAACGGUUGGUGCCCGCGAGUGGGGAGCUGUCCUCGAUUGAUCGCGUGUCUCGCCACACGUUUGCCCUCGGAAGGUAUUGCUAUCAAAGGUUGAGAGGGUUGCGGCACGCGAAUUCGAACUCGGUGGUGAAGUUGUACCACGAUACGGAGUUCGAGGAUCGCGGUUCGCAGGGAGGGAUCGUCAAUUUCAACGUUCUGCAUGAAGAUGGGAGUUUUGUAGGGUUCGCCGAGGUGGCCUACAUGGCCAGCGUCCACAACGUGGUGCUAAGAACGGGUUGCUUUUGCAAUCCGGGUGCUUGUCAGAGAUUGCUCGAGUUGACGGAUGAGGACGUGUUGAAGCAGUUCAACGCUGGGCAUGUUUGUGGCGACGCAAACGACUUGAUCGGGGGUCAACCCACGGGAUCGGUGAGGGUCUCGUUUGGGUACAUGAGUCGCCGCGAGGACGUCGAUCGACUGGUUGAGAUGGUUGAAAAGUGCUACGUUAAGAAGAUGACGGCGAACGGACUGACGAGAAAGCAGAUCGUUUCGAAUUAUAAGAACUAUGAUCAACCAAAGUUGAAGAUGAUCUGCCUCUUUCCGAUCAAGUCUUGUGGAGCCUACAAGAUCACGACGAGUUGGCCGCUGUGCCACAAAGGACUGAAGCACGAUCGAGAGUUUGUGAUCGUUGACGAGAAUGGCGUUGCCAUGACCCAAAAGAAGCUUGUCGAAAUGUGCCUUAUCAAACCGAAGAUCGAUAUUAAGACCAAUACGCUGAUUUUAACCCACCCAGCUAUGGAGAACUUCACUCUUAGUAUGGAACCACUAUCAAACGAAUCCCAAUCGAUCAAGCUCUGCCAAACCAAGGUCUGUCAGGACAACGUUCAAGCGAUCGACUGCGGGGACGCAGUCGCCAACUGGAUCAGUAUCGCGCUGCAAACCUCCGGACUGCGAUUGCUCAAACAGUCUGACGAUGAAGCCCGAACGCUGCGAAAGUCCACCACGGAGAUCGCCCUCUCCAACCAGGCCCAAUUCCUGCUGAUCAAUCAAGCCUCCGUACGUUGGCUUGCCGACCUCGUUCCCGACUGGGACGAUCUAUCCCAGGAACCAACGCUAGAAUCGCUGGUCGAUCGCUUCCGCGGAAAUCUGAUCAUCGACUCCGUGAAACCCCUCGAGGAAAGCUCCUGGACCCAGCUCCGCAUCGGUCCGCUCGAAUUCUCCGUGGACGGACCGUGCUCGCGCUGCCAGAUGAUCUGCAUCGAUCAGUCGAGCGGAACGCGAACGGCCGAACCGCUGCGCACGAUCGCCCGUGAGUUCAAGGGAAAGAUGCGCUUCGGAAUCUACCUGUCGCACGUCAAAUCGCUGGAAGGUUCGGACGAAAAAUUGCUGCACUGUGGAAGCCCACUUCAAGUUGUUGCGGAAUAACAAAAAUCUUUAUCCAAAACUAA
Culex pipiens pallens (northern house mosquito) is the source of this 3475-nucleotide messenger RNA. It is a transcript of the gene mal, whose product is annotated as molybdenum cofactor sulfurase 2. The transcript is spliced from 2 exons. The coding region runs from base 1176 to 3452 and encodes 758 amino acids. Gene Ontology annotation, biological process: Mo-molybdopterin cofactor biosynthetic process. Gene Ontology annotation, molecular function: pyridoxal phosphate binding; molybdenum cofactor sulfurtransferase activity; molybdenum ion binding. Lineage: Eukaryota; Metazoa; Arthropoda; Insecta; Diptera; Culicidae. The record is from RefSeq and is a predicted model, not a curated record.